GAAUUUUGCCGGCACGAGUGAGAAACAGCUUCCCAUAAACACAGCUCAGUCUCAGAAGAUUUACAAUGACCCAACAAAUGGAGGAUUUGGGAGAAAUCCGAGUGUGAAAACUGUGGAUGGUUCUGUCAGCGAGCCGUGCAGAGUUUAAAGCAGCAGUGUUGGAUCCAGGUGAAGGUGAUGGCUCCCUCUCUGCUGCUCUCACUGAACCUGAGCAGGAAGCACAGCCUUCUCCCUCUCCUCUCCUACUGAUGAAGCCCAUGAUGGAGCUGCGACACAGGGCAGAGGUUUAUGGUCAAAUCUCACACUCACCACUGUGUCUGCUGCAGGAGAACCAGAGUGGCACUCACCUGUUGUUCCAGAUGGAGAGGAGGUGUCGUUUAAUCCUUCAAUCCUCAGCCUGUCUUCCACACUUACUAACCAUCAUUAUCACUUUCUUCUUGUUCUUUCAGGCCAAAGAGCUGCAGACUCUUCACAACCUCCGCAAACUCUUCGUUCUGGACCUCACCACACGGGUUAAGAAGAGUGCAGAGAUGGACUGUGAGGAAGGGCUUGGCAACAUCGCCCAGAAACAGAAGAUCUCAUUCCUGGAGAAUAACUUGGAGCAGCUCACAAAAGUCCACAAGCAGGGUCCGAGUUGCAACAUGGCCCGAGUUUCAUACCUACCCCACAAUCAACCUUCCCUGGGCAGUACCGGGUGGGUGCUGGGUCCAGUCGCAAAUUUUUUGAUAUGUGUUUUAUGA
Lates calcarifer (barramundi perch) is the source of this 740-nucleotide messenger RNA. RefSeq lists its product as uncharacterized. Bases 117 to 740 code for a protein of 207 amino acids. NCBI's taxonomy places the organism in Eukaryota, Metazoa, Chordata, Actinopteri, Centropomidae. The transcript has 3 exons. The record is from RefSeq and is a predicted model, not a curated record.